Messenger RNA from Vicia villosa (hairy vetch), 939 nucleotides. RefSeq lists its product as uncharacterized. Lineage: Eukaryota; Viridiplantae; Streptophyta; Magnoliopsida; Fabales; Fabaceae. The record is from RefSeq and is a predicted model, not a curated record. The transcript has a single exon. Bases 1 to 939 code for a protein of 312 amino acids.
AUGUUAUGGGAGGAGUUGAAGUCCUUAUCGAGGAACAUGAUUGGUGGUUGGAUGGUUGUAGGUGAUUUUAAUGAUAUCGAUGUUAUCCGUGACAAGAAAGGUGGUUUACCAGCUUCUAUUCAAAGUUGUCAAAGGAUGAGGAGCAGAAUGGAAGAUUGUAAUCUGAACAAUGUGGAGGCUCGUGGACCUAAAUUUACGUGGAAAGGCCCGGUUUAUCAUGGUGGGCAAAGAAUCUAUGAAAAGCUUGACAGAGCUCUGAGCAAUGAUGAUUGGAAAUUCCAGUUCCCUGAUGCUUUUGUUCAGGUUUUGGUGCGUGUUGAUUUCUCGGAUCACCAUCCCAUUCUUAUUAAUCUGCAGGAUAAUCCACCUCGUGUCCAGAAGAGGAAUUUCAGAUUUGAGAGUGCUUGGCUCAUGCAUGACUCUUAUCAACCUAUGCUUCACGAAGUUUGGCAAAAGGAUCAGCCCCUCAUUCAGAAUCUUCGUAAUGUGGUUAAAGGUAUUGAGCAUUGGAAAUUUGAAUCGUUUGACCAAGUUAAGAGAAUGAAGAAGCGGCUUAUGAGACGUCUCGAAGGAGUACAAGUUAAACUUCAGGUCAAGUACAAUUAUGGUGGAAUGAGGAAGCUGGAGAAGCAGCUGCAGAAGGAAUUAAAUGAGAUAUUGAGUAAAGAGGAAAUGAUGUGGUUUAAGCGGUCUAGAACAGUGUGGUUGGCUGAUGGGGAUCGGAACACAAAGUAUUACCAUAUGAAGACCUUAAAUAGAAGAAGAAGGAACAAGAUAAUGUCACUUAAAGAUGAGAAAAAUAACUGGAUUACUGAUCAAGAAGACCUAAAAGCUCAUGUCACUAUGUUCUAUAAAAAGUUAUUUUCUUGCCCUCAAAGUUGGCGCAGCUGGGGCCAAACACGUAUCACUUUUCCUAAGCUUAAUAAGGAGAGCUUAUAG